This is a messenger RNA of Closterium sp. NIES-65, 3552 nucleotides long. The record is from the annotation of a GenBank genome assembly. NCBI's taxonomy places the organism in Eukaryota, Viridiplantae, Streptophyta, Zygnematophyceae, Desmidiales, Closteriaceae.
AUGACUCAUUUGCGGAGACAGCGCUCGCUUCCGUCAUUCGCGGGGCCGCGCAUUGCCUUGCUCAUAGUAGCCGUAGCGCACGUCGUCGCGGCGGGUCCACUUGCGACGCUCCGUCGCGUGGAAAUCGUCUCAGGCGAUACAGCCGCUGUGGCUGUAGCCAGCCAUCGCCGGAGUGCGCUAAACACAGCAGUCGUCACGUUGUCGCCGCCGCCACCCGUAGCGCCUUCGACUUCUGGUAAACCCUUGGCGCCGCCGGCCGCACCGCAACCUCCCGGCUCCAGCGGGAACGCGUCGGCAAGCGAGUACGGCCCGGAGUUCCCGCCGACGUACGACCAACGGCUGGCGUUGGCGGAGCUGCGGGUGGCGAUGGACCCGGAGGGCUUGGAGCUGGAGUCGUGGGACUCGGACGUCGGCUGGCCCUUCUGGAUGGGCGUCCAAUGCGACCAGUGGAACCAAGUCAUCAAACUGUCGCUGAGCGGCAACGAGCUGACGGGCAGCAUCCCCGAAGGCAUCUCGCACCUCACCGCGCUGCAGCACCUGGACGUGAGGGGCAAUGUGCUGCAGGGGUCGCUGGUGGGGGACAUCGGCCGCCUCUCCGCCCUCACCUACCUGGACCUGUCCAACAACCGCAUCAACGGCUCGCUGCCUCACUCGCUCUCCAACCUCACCGCCCUGCGCCACCUCGACCUGCAUCAUAAUCCCAUCAGCGGCGCGCUGCCCUCCUCCAUUGCCGCCCUCUCGCUGCUCACUCGACUCGAUCUACACGAUGUUGACUUCACGCCCGCCCCGCUGCCGCCCUCUCUUGGCGCCCUCUCCUCCCUCCACUACCUCGACCUGGCAUACACGCACCUCACCGGCCCGCUGCCCGCCUCCAUCGCCAACCUCUCCGCCCUCAACUUCCUCUCGGUGGACGGCAACGCCCUCACGGGCUCCAUCGACAUCUUCCCUCCCAACUCCUCCCUGCAAGCCAUUCUAGCGGGGCACAACCAGCUGGAGGGGGCGGUGCCGGACGUGGCGCUGCAUCCGCGCCUGCGCCUGCUGUCACUGCACGACAACAACCUCACGGGCCCCGUGCCCGCCGCCGACCUCAACUCCUCCACCACCACCGUCGUCCUGGCGGGCAACCCGCUAUGCACGUCAUCGCGCUACUACAGCACGUGCAAUGUGUGGCAGCAGCGCCGCCUCUGCACGCUGCCGUGCAGCAGCAGCGGCGAGAGCCCGAGCCCGGUGGAGUACGUGCGGUCGCAGGAGUGCGUGUGCGCGCUGCCCGUGGUGGUGCGGCUGUUCCUGCAGAACCCCUCCUACACGCUCUUCAACUCGGAAUACGCCGACCGCUUUCAGCGCGAUGUCGAAGCACAGCUCAAUCUGCAGGAGGGGCAGGCGUGGUUGGACAGUGUGAGUCAGCGCGAGGACAACCUGGAGGUCGCCACACUGCGCAUCUACUCUGCCAAGGUGGAGGUGCCAUGGACGGAGGAGCAGAGGGGGCAGCUGUAUGCGGCGUUGGGGCGCCUCACGCGCCUUAGUGCCAUCUUUGGAGGCGUCACGUUCGAUGGCCCGCCACCCCCACCAGUGCCCAGCCCGCCACCGCCCCCGCCCACGCUCGCAGUCACCACUGAAAGCAAGAGCACAUUCCCGGUGUGGGCCAUAGUGGUCACGGCCGUGGGGCUGCUGUGCUUCGCCGCCUCGCUGCUGCUGCUGCUCUGGCUGCGCCACCAACGCAGACGCCAGAUGCUCCGGCCCAGCAAGUCGAAGCUGACAAUGCGCCUGCAGGAGCAGUUUGUGCGCCCCAUCGCGCUGGCGGAGAUCGAGGCGGCCACGGACGGCUUCUCGGAGGCGCGGCUGCUGGGCGUGGGCGGGUACGGGUCCGUGUACCGCGGGGACGGGCUCAACGGCGAGCAGUGGGCCGUCAAGCGUGCCACAGUCACCACCGUGCAGUCCAUGGGCGUCUUUCAGAACGAGGUGGACGUGAUAUCGGCCAUGAGCCACCGCAACCUGAUAGCGCUGCUGGGGUACUGCGAGGACAAGGGCGAGCAGAUCCUUGUCUACGAGUUCGCCGCUAACGGCACCCUCUCCGCCCACCUGCGCCCGCCCGCCGACAAGCCGACGGCGCCGCUGACGCUGCAGCAGCGGGUGGAGGUGGCGCUGGGGGCGGCGCAGGGGCUGUUCUACCUGCACUCGUUCGCGCGCCCGCCCGUCAUCCACCGCGACGUCAAGUCCGGCAACAUCCUGCUCGACCAAGACAUGCAGGCGAAGGUGGCGGAUUUUGGGCUGCUGAAGGCGUCCAAGGGCGAGGGCGUGGCGCACAGCACGCAGGUGGCGGGCACGCCGGGGUACCUGGACCCCGAGUACUACUCCGCCUUCAAGGUCACCGCCAAGAGCGACGUGUACAGCUUCGGCGUGGUGCUGCUGGAGAUCCUGACGGGGCUGCCGCCCAUCUUUGAGAGCCUCGACGCCAAUGAGUCCACCGACGGCGAGCGCCAGAUGACCAGCCUGGCCAGAUGGUGUGCACCGUACGUGCAGACGGGCAAUGUGGCCAAGAUAGUGGACCCGCGGCUGGGUGCGGACUGCCCGGUGGACACCGUCAAGGCCAUGGCGGAGGUGGCCAUGGCGUGCGUGCAGCGCCACAGCAAGAACCGCCCCGACACGGGCGAGGUGGUGCGGCGUCUGGGGGACAUCCUUGCGCGCCUCACGGGCGACGAGAGCGCCGCCACGCUGGGCCACCUGCGGUCGCAGAGCUCGAAUGUGGGCGCCGUUGCCAUUCCCGAGGACGGCGAGAUUGAUCCCAACAUUGCGCUGGUUAACAACUAUGGGCGCAUCAGCUCGCCCGGUGACGACAUACAGAUAGCGAUGGCGAAAAUGACGCACAAGCCGACAUCCUUGGCGGGAUGCUGUAACGCCAGCUCAGAUGCUGCUGAUGCUGGCGCGGAUGCUGACUUCUUUGAAGGAGAAGACGAGGACGACGACUUCUAUCGCCUCGAUGACGACGAUGUGCCUUUGUUGAAGAGGAAGCUGCGUCUUCAUCUGCGCGGCACCACUAAACGCACAAGGGUGGUGCUCUCAGACGACGACAUCCCUGUGGAGGAGCCUCAACACCGCCUCAGUGCUGCUGAGAAGGGGAAGAUGAAGAUUGUUGAAGGCCCAUCCAAUGAAUACCGUCGCCGUCGCACGUGGAAGGCGAAGAAAAAGAACGAUGGAUCAUCGGUUUCCAGCAAGGGUGCGAAGAAGAAGAAGACCGCCCAGGGCACGGAUUACAUCGUCGUCAACGAGAUGCACGUGAGCAACGAUGAGUAUGCCACGGCUGCACGACCACUUCCCUCUUUCCCUGAGAACGCGAAGCCUAAAGACCUCACACUUCGUAACGCUGAUUCCCGUCCUCCAUCCCCACGCAGUCGCGGUGAGAAACGGACUAGGCGCUCUUGGAGCGUGCGUGAGAAGAUGAGGUGGGCGCGACGCUACAAGGAGCCCAGCUCCCUCAAGAAGACAUUAUUUGAAUCCUCUGCCUCCGUUGCGUGCAUUCGACGAUGGGCUGCGCAGACGGAUUCGGGUGCGUAG